CUGGGGGCGUGGUUACCGCAUAGUGGGCGUGGUUUGAUCGGCAUAUAAAAGGCUGCGCCGAGCCCCUCACGCCCGUCACGAGGUCUUGGCGAAGAUGGAGCCCGAGUCUCCCCCCCGCGAGCUGGAGCUGUCGGCGCUGGAGGCCGAGAAGCAGCCGAUGGCCGCGGCCGAGCCGGGGACCCCUCCCCAGGCGCCCCCUCCCCAGCGCGACCCCUCCCCGGGCCCGGAGCAGCACCCGGGCGCCGAGAAGAACGGGCUGGUGAUGAAGAUCCCCCCCGAGGAGGAGGAGGAGGCGGCCCUGGGGGGCACGGGGGCCUCGGGGAGCCCCAAGUUCACGGGGCUGGGCAAGGAGGAGCUGCUGCGGGAGGCGGGGACGCCGCUCUGGGCCCGCGCCCGCCUGGUGCUGCUCGUGCUCUUCUGGGGGGGCUGGCUGGGCAUGCUGGGGGCCGCGGCUGCCAUCGUGGCACAGGCGCCCCGCUGCCAGCCCCUGCCCGCCAAGGCCUGGUGGGAGCUCGGGGCGCUCUACAGGGCCCCCCCCAAGGCUUUCGGGGGAGACCUGAAAGGCGUGGAGAAGCGUUUGGGGUACCUGAAGGAGAAGCUGCAGGUGGGGGGGCUGGUGCUGGGCCCCGUGGCCCCCCAAAAACCCCCCGGGGGGCUCCUCCCCCCCCUGAAGGAGCUGGACCCCGCCCUGGGCACCCUCCAGGACUUCCAGGCCCUGCUGCAGGCAGCCAAGGACAAAGGUGGGCUGGGGGGGACCCCGAAACCGGGGGGACCCCAAAAUGGGGGGGGGGGAGAGGGGGUGCUGGUGGGGGGCACUCGGCUGAAGGAGCCCUGGAGGGUCCCGGGGGUCCCGGGGGGGCUGCGGCUGCUGCUGGGGCCCUUCCUGCAGCCCCUGCAGCCCGGAGGCAGCGCGGGAUCGCCCGAGGCAGCGGCGAGAGACCUGCUCGGCUUCCUGGGCAACUCCUCCGGGAUGGGGCUGGGCUGGAGCGUGAGUCUGCACCCCAAAAUCCCGAGCCUGCUCGGCUUCCUGGGCAACUCCUCCGGGAUGGGGCUGGGCUGGAGCGUGGGGAGGUUUGGGGGGCUGCAGUUCCUGGCCCCGGGCCAGCAGCUGCCGCCGAUGCCGUGGGAAAUCAUCGAGGAACCGAAAAAAGGCGGGAACGGCUCCGAGCCCCCCGAGCUGGAGCUGUGCACGGCCCUGGCCUCGCUGCGCGCCCACGAGCGCUCGCUGCUGCUGGGGGAGGCGCGGGCGGUGCCGGCGGGCGCGGCCAUCGCGCUGCUGCGGCGCUGGGACCAGAGCCAGCGCUUCCUGCUGCUGCUCAACCCCCGCGGCGAGGCCGUCCGGCCCUUCCCGGGCAGCGCGGACCCCCGGGACCCCCCCCUGCCCGCGGCGGCCACGCUGCACUUCAGCACGGGCCCCGGGCAGCGCGGGGAGCAGCAGCUGCAGCUGCAGCAGCUCAGCCUGGAGCCCCGCCAGGGGCUGCUGCUGGGCUUCCCCUACAGCCCCGAGUGACCCCGGCCCCCCCCACGCUCGU
Passer montanus (Eurasian tree sparrow) is the source of this 1532-nucleotide messenger RNA. RefSeq names its product solute carrier family 3 member 2 (gene SLC3A2). NCBI's taxonomy places the organism in Eukaryota, Metazoa, Chordata, Aves, Passeriformes, Passeridae. Gene Ontology annotation, biological process: amino acid transport. Bases 95 to 1510 code for a protein of 471 amino acids. The record is from RefSeq and is a predicted model, not a curated record. The transcript has 7 exons.